AUGUUCAGCGCCUUUUUAGAAGGCUUCCAUCAAGUGAAGAAUGACAGUGAUGGGAAUUUCUUCUAUUCGACACCGCCGCUGGAUGUUUUUAUAUCAGUCACAUUGAAUUCUUCGGGUACUGUGACUCGGAAGGUGUGGUAUGGCGUGGCGAAGAGAUGGAACGUGAUAGUGUCAUAUCCUGAAAACGAGUGUGAUCUUUGUUUGAGAGGGUUUGAGCCUGUAAAUGAGGAUGAAUGGGGGAGAGGGAAUUGGACUAAUGGUUGCAGGAGGAGGAACCAAUUGCGAUGUGGAGACGAUGAAUUUGAGAGGGUGCAGUAUAUGAAGGUUCCGGACUUUGCUCAACCCUUUCCUUCUAGGGUUCUAGACGAGUGUCGGACCAGAUGUGUGGGGAACUGCUCAUGCAUAGCUUAUGCUUAUGAUGGUAACAUUGGUUGUAUGUUUUGGAGUGAUACCUUGAUUGACACUCAGGACUUUAUUGAUGUUGGUGUUGAUCUCUACCUUCGUCUCUAUGCUUCUGAACUCGAUAGCCAGAAGGAGAGGAAGUUGUACAUCAUAAUUGGAGUUGCUGUGGGUUUUGUUUGCAUAUCUAUUCUGAUGUUUAUUGCUUGGUGGUUGAUAGUGAAGAGGAAAGGUGACUUUUGA
Salvia hispanica is the source of this 642-nucleotide messenger RNA. The record is from RefSeq and is a predicted model, not a curated record. NCBI's taxonomy places the organism in Eukaryota, Viridiplantae, Streptophyta, Magnoliopsida, Lamiales, Lamiaceae.